This is a messenger RNA of Mercenaria mercenaria, 1119 nucleotides long. RefSeq lists its product as uncharacterized. Bases 16 to 957 code for a protein of 313 amino acids. The record is from RefSeq and is a predicted model, not a curated record. Lineage: Eukaryota; Metazoa; Mollusca; Bivalvia; Venerida; Veneridae. The transcript has 3 exons.
AUUUAAAAGAGAAAAAUGGUAGAUCUAAAGAAAACUAAUUCGAAACUACCACUAGCAGUUUCAAAAUGUCAGCGCCCAGUGCACGAAUCUGACCCCAAACCUGACCAAGGACAUUACGAGCAUUUUGUCGCAAAUUUCUCCUUUCUACUCAGCAAAAAACUUAGUGAUUUAGACAGAAAAAAAAAAACAAGAAUGGCAUGGUGCAUUGCUAGAUGUAACAGCGUACUACAGAAGAAUGUAAGAAAUGGAAUCGUCUGCUUCAGAAAGUAUUCAGUAACUCUCAAUGCAGCAGCAAGACUUUCCCAUAGGACACUGAUCAGUCAUUUAGAAGAUAACAGGUUAAAAAUAAAUCAUUCAGGAAGCAUAAGAACUUUUCGUUCUUCCAUUGCACUUUUGAAGAGGUUCAAGGAGUCAGACUAUGAAACAGUGAGAGUCAUAGAUCCCAGCGGACAGUUUCUAUGUAAUGCUGAAAUGUUAGUCCUUGAAAAGUUUUGCCAUCGUUUUCAUCGUUUCACUUUUCAAGAGUUUAAACCCGAUAAUAAAGAUUAUUCAGAAAAUGCCGUUGGUGAUGGAAGUCUACGGGUCUUUCAAUUAAUGGACAAGAGGAAGGAGAAGUCGCAGGAAAAUAAACAAACCAAGACAAAAGUCAUAAAAUUUCAUAAAAAUCCAGCUGCCGAGGAAAAGAUGUCAAAAGUUUGGGAAAUACUGGUUGAUAAAGGAAAAGUUGACAUUACAUUUGAUGAAAAGGAGAACCAUGUUACAGGAGAUGUUAUGAAAAUGCUGCAAGUGUCCAAAAAUAUAAAAGUGAUUCCGUCACCAGACAAGACAGUUUAUUUAGCAUAUUUAAGUGAUAUAGACUUUGACCUAUUGCAGAGCCUGUUUGAAGGUGUACAAAAACAGGAAGCAGAUCACAUUGCCAAAGUUAAAGAAAUGUUGAAAACCAUGGAUGGUCAAUAAAUAGGAAAAGACCUUGAUGUUACACUUGUCAUCUUCUUUGGAUCAGUAUAGCUGCUGCUGUCAUGGCCACCACUAUUGGAAUUUUUAAAAUUCACUAUAAUUUUACUGCCUUUUUCACUAGAAUUCUACACACAAAUAAAAUUAUAGUUUUAUGAAAGUACA